AUGAGAUUAGGAGAGCCUCUAGCAUCAGAUAUUAUUCUGUCAGCAACUGAUAAACGUGGCAACAAAACAGGCAAGGUGAGGAAUUUCCUUUCAGAACCUCUUCUCUUUGGCAAAACCAAUCUUCAAGAAUUGUUUCAGUAAUUCGUUUUAGUUUUUAAUCAACAAAAUUAUUUGAUUGUUUUCUCGUUUUUUGUGUUGUUUUGUAGUUUCAUGUACAGUUUUUCUGGUUCAGAUUCGUCAGUUUUUUAGUGAUUCACUCCUAUUUUCUUCCGUGUAUUCUCUAGUUUCCAGACCACUUAUUGCCAGAGUUUUACGUUUCCUAAGGUGGACUGAACAAAAAUUUCUUUUAUUCUAAUUUGUCAAAAAAAAGAAAAAACUGUAACAUGUUUGCCAGGCUUGUUGGCCAUCACCCUCGUAUCAUGUUUUGCUUGAUUGUCUUCUCAUUUUCUAUUUUGUUAUGCUUCCUCCUACAGUAUUCAUGUACAAUCUUUUCUUUUUCAUUAGUCGGUUUCAAACCAUUUUUUGCCUUUUCUUUUUUCUCUGGAUUCAUUUAGCUUCCCAACCACGUCUUGCCAGAGUUUCAUGUUUCAUCAGACGGGCUAAAAGAACGAGAAGUCCAAUUGGGAUUCACGGCUGUAAGUACCGGCCGAUUUGUUCUGAUAACCGACUCUUUUUGUUAUUCAUUCUUGCAAGGAGUAUUCUUACAGACUGCGUGCUCAAGCUGUUGAACGUACUGGAAGUCACCCAAAAUGGUGGAAAUGGUAAUUUCGAGUUAAAGGGGCUUUGUCACGAAAUUUUUCAAAAUUUAAACGUUGAGAACUGCCACCAGAUAUAGUGAAACAUAAAGGUAACCGCUCAAAACGUUGAAAGAGGGACUAAAUAUCAGAUCAAGUACGAAAAGAGGCAUGAGUGGACAAACUUGAAUGAGAUAGAAAGGGAUUGUAAUUGGAGUUUCUGAAAACUUGUUAGGCUAACAGUUUUGCAAAGUAACGUCUGAUAUGAUGGUGGGGAAACAGUUUUGUUUUACUUUAGUAGUUUCCACUUAAAGGGACAGGUUCACGGUUAAGCGCAUGCUCAUUAAUUAAAUUACUUUUGUUCAAUUUAUUAUUAAUUCAAUCGGUUAAUAAUCCCACUCACGUGUAUCUCAGCGAUCUCAAAGUGCAUUUCAAAGUAAAAGUGUAUUUCAGAGUAACCUGAAGUAGGAUGGAGGAGUACUAAAAUCGCAGAAAAAAUUAGUGGAUUAUGCCAACACUACCAACGUUUAAUUUAUUGUUGACCCGAAGGUUUUAUUCCAUGGUUGGUGAAUUUACAGCUAUUUGCAAAUAAGUUGGUCAAGUAACUGCCAGGGGAGUGUGCAGAUUGGUUCUUUGACAACACUAUGACAUGAUCAUAUUGCGUGCAUAGAUGAUACAGCAUGUCCCGGCCGAAAAACAGCAUUUUGAUAAAUGAGCAUGCGCUGAACCGUGAACCUGUCCCUUUAAUGCCAUCCUGCCCCAAUACUUCAAAAAGAAGGAUAGCUUGAAACCAAUUGCUUUAUCCAGUAGAAAGAGAUUUUUCCUUUGGGAUAGGGUUAUCCACCCUUUAAUCAACUGGAGCCAGGCUUGUAAUAAGAAAAUCACAAUAACCUAUCUCUACAAUUAGCAAUUACUGAAUGAGGCUGAGUAGGAGGUGAAGAAUCGAGGAGGAUGUUAUCUACCGAGGUUGAACUGCCUUGCAUGUUCCAAAUUUGGUCAACACCAGUUGGUUAUGAAGAAUUAGCCGGGGGCUUUGCGCCAAUCAGGAGUGUUGAAAUAUUUUGAGUGAAUGAUAACUGCAUUUAAACACCUUCUGCAGGGUUUAUUCUAGAGCGCAGCCUUGCGGGAUUUCCGCAAUUUGGAAAAAAAUGCCGCAUAAAAUUUACGUUGCCGCGUCAAACGGGGCGCAAAAAAAAAUAGAGCCAAGAAUAAGUACUAGUUUUUUGAAAUAAAGUAUUCAAAAACAUUACUGACAACAACACUGAUUUGACGGCCGCUCUUUAAACUUAUUUCGAACUUUUAUAGCCUCCUACUUUCUCAUUUGCCUUUCUCCUCUUCGUUUGAGUCAUUAUUUCACCAGACAAACAUCCGAGAUCCUGCAGUAAUUCGAGCCCAGGCUUUUUCAGUUGCCCAGAAUGUUCCAAAAUGGCGGCAACGCGUCAAUAAAGGUUCGUUUUCCCAUGGAACAGUCUGCACCAAUAAGUUCAAAUACCUUUUGGGGACCCCCCCUUUCUUGAAAAAAGGCCCCCUAAAAUUACAGAAGGGGGCCCAUUUGACCCUCAUUGGCCAAUUUUUAGAAUCAACCCUGCUUCUGGUAGCAUGACUCUGCCAAGGAAUUGCGUUUGACGUUUUAGUUGCUGUAUUUGUAUCCUUUGCUUACAACCCUGCUCUGUUGUGUUUUGUAGGAUGGUAAUAUCGUAAUCAAGAACAUUCAAUUUGAGGAAGGCCCCCUUGGACACAGAGAAGUCAGCAUUAAAUGGAAAGAUCUUAUAUGUUAUCAAAGACUAGGGGUGAGUAUUUUAGUAUUUUUACCAUAGGUUGCGUGUUUCAAUAUUUCUUGUAAUUUUGAGGUUAAACUUCAUGUGUGCAGAAUCUAAUGCAAAUGAGCGAGAACAAUAAAAUUUUCCUACUAGUGAAAACCAAGGUUACGGAAUGUGGGCGACAACGAUCGGAGGUCAAAACGCUUUUCCUCCAACGCUGUGCUUUGCGCAAGUUUCACCUGACAGAUGGUAAAAACAUGCGUGAUCAGAUUAUGAGUGAUAGAAGGGCCCAACGUGCGUAAUGAGCAUUCCAUUCAUUGUAGGUGGAAGUCCAAACGAAUGCAGGCUACAUACAUGCGACGCAUGCGUAAUAACAACCUGUAUAUUAGGAUUGCGUGCCCCUCGUAUCGCCCGCAAUUAGCGUUGAUUUCGGCACAUGUCAGUGAAGCUGGACGUUCAGGACGGGCCUGAGAGAAAUCAUCACUUGCCCUAAUUAUACAUAGGCAUGGAUAACAUGUCGAAGAGGUUAAUAAACUUGUAAAAUGAUGUAAUGAACAAGAAAGUUAAAUUCUCCCAACUAAUUUUAUAUGGAAUUGUAUAGUUCAGUCUGGAGUAUUUAUAUGUGGAUGUACUUGACUACUUAUCUCCCUCCAAUGUGGCGCGGGUUCAUCUGAGGCGGACCGUCAUGUUGUGUUUGUUGAUGCUUCUCUCCCCCUUGGCUGAUUCUUUACCGUGUUGCUCCUUCUCUCUCUUGCUUCAAGAGAGCAAUGUAGUUUUCCUCUCGCCUCAAAAAACAACAAUUGUAAAUGGCAAUUCGCCAGAUGUGUACAAACAUUCGAAACCCAGAUAUUUUUAAAUUUACGUGUACAUUGUACAAACGUUUUAGAUUUAGAGGAAGUGCAUCCAUGUAGUGGUUAUUCGUCUACUAAUCUUGAUCGUAUUAGACUACAAAACAGUCGGUUUUGCAGUUUCCGGUCUCAAAAUUUGUUAAGCGUAACUAAAGAGUCUCGCGCAACGGUCUCUUCCCAGUCUCGAUAUCCGUUUUCAGCCUCGCUCCAGACCUUUUGUUUGACUGCUUGCGCGUACUUGGAUACGCAAAAAUACGGACUGUUUUGCAGUCUAUGAUCGUAUGGAAAUUUGGAAAUGUUGGUUUUCGCAGAGAGGGGAGAUCGGAGUACGCGGGGAAAAACCUUUUUGAACAAGGAAAGAACCAAUAUCAAACUCAAGCCACUUAUGGUCUCGCUUCUGGGACCCAGCAACAUAAGUGUAACGCGGGUGGUCUCUUUCUUGCCUUCCACUUGCAGCGAACUUGGAAAAAAAAAGACCCAGACUUUUGCAAGCGCUAACAAAGCAAACCUAUUUGUGAGAGCAAAUUGUCAUGAGUCAAUUUGAGUUUUUGACCAGACCUACAUUGUUGGUAUAUUAAUGUUUGGUUUUUAGGUUAUUGCAGGCCCACCAGCGAAGCUCAAGAUUCUAAAGUUUGAUCAUUCUGAGGUAGGUAUGAAAAACGCGUGUCUUGGACCCAGUGUUUCAGUGUUCCAUCUUCAAAUUUUGAACACUGAGUUCAAUCUAUCAAUGAGCGAGUCCCAAACCCACUGAAAGAGCGUCCUAUUGACGCUUGGAGCUUGGAGCCCCACGUGACAUUGGAUUAAGAGGCAUAAGCACAUUUCAACCAUGACUUCUUUGACUCUUCAACAACACUUUCAUGCACAACAAUGUUGAGUAUAAAGUCUUUUUCUCUCCUCAGUGAGUUAGGGCAUUUUCCAUUUGCCAGAACUGGCCGACCAGCACAUUCCCGUUGUAAUGAUAAUUUUACUUUUAAUCAAAGCUAUCCAGCCAGAUCAGUCAAAUUCUAAAUAGUAUGCACGAAGGAAAUCGUUUUUCCUCAAAGGCUCUUGGAAAAAGCCUAUUUCAUUUUCAAAAUGACAGGUCCAGCCAUGGUCUGGCCGGCCAGUUCUGACUUUUGGAAAGCACACUAAGUUAGAGUGCUUGUUGAGAUUGCCUCGACCUCUGACUUGCGGUAGUGCGAAACAACAUCGCUUGGGAAGCUUCCUAUGCGUUAUCAAGCCUGCUCUUGUACAAAGUCGAGUUCAUAAUGUGAUUUGUUUUACUUGUUUUACAGCCACUUUCAGUGUUUAACGAUACCAAGAUGCCAUUUCCCCUUACUGUUCAACUGUGCGACAAGCUUGAAAACCCCUCCGAUGAGCCUAAUGUUAAGGUGGUCCUUAAUACGGACAGAGGAAUUAAGGUGGGAAUCUCAGUUUUUGUUACUCAAUUAAAAUUUGACCAAGCCUUUAAUUGUUUGGCCUCCUUUUAAUAAAUGCAGUUUCAGUCGAACCUCCACUAAUAGGGAGCUUAAGCAACUACGACGAAAACAUCAAAAAACAACAAGUUUAAUGAUCAAAAUAACAGCUCUUCACGUGCAUCAUGCUUUUUAGUACAUUUAUUUGGCGUCCACUGCACGACUACGACGUGAAACCUCCUAAUUUGACGUUUAUGGGGGACGUGGACAUAGGACGACGAAUUUUUCUUCCUCUUUUUGAACCUGAAUAAGCUCCUUAAGAAUUCAACUCCGGGAAAAGUCGCCUGCAUUUGACAUAUUGAGCGGGUACAAAUAGACCCGAUUAAGUUUGAAAGAACGCAAAUUCAUUUCUUUGGCGACGUUUUCACUGCCGUUGUCGUCGUCCUUGCUUAAGGUCCCUAAGGAGCACCUCUCCACAACGACCACUUUUUUUUUCCCAGGAGACAGUCCAUAGAUUGACUCUUGUCCAAACCUCUCAUCAACGGCAACGGCCACUAAAGCGUGUUUCCAAGUUCCAAAAUAAGGGAGUUUAAGCAACGACGACGACGACGGCAAUGAGAACGGCAAAAAGGCAAUAGGUUAGAUUAGCAAAACAACAACUUUGCACGUGCAUCACGCUUUUUUGUACUUUUCUUAACCGUCGUUGCACGACUACAACGUGAAAGUGCCUAAUUUCACGUUUUGUUGAGGACGGGAACACAAGACAACAACUUUCCUUUUCUUUUCCAAAAAAUAUUGCCCACAUUUGACGAAUUAAAGUGACGUUUUCAUAGCCGUCGCCGUCGUUGUUGCUUAAGCUCACUAUUAGGGACGUUACGAUCCGACAACGGCGACGCCAAUGAAAACGUCGCUGAGAAAUAGACUUCGCGUCCUUUAAAACUUUUUCGCCCUUAUACCAAGUCACUCAGUCACUUGAAAGUAGGGAAGUUAAGUUAGAACUGAAGAGAGGGGACCACGUCCGAAUUCAGAGAGAGAAAGCAAAAUUUAUCGCCUUGCCGUUCCCGUUCUCAAGUCAACUCAAAAUUUGGUCAUUUCACGUCGUAGUUGGGCAGGGACGGCAAAGAAAUAUACAAAAAGCGUGGUGCACGUGCAGAGUUGUUGUUUUGCUCAUAAAAACUAUUCUGUUUUAGACGUUCCCGUUGCCGUCGCCGUUGUAGUUUCGUAAGGUCUCUAUUUCCUCUCGACAACGGCCAGUUUUUUUCAGCAACCGAUGAAAGAGUCAAGAAUGGUGAUAAAGUAUGAUCCGUAUGGCGCAUUGGUGAUUAAUCGUGGCAAUCGUAUUUUGAUUGUGAUCCAUUUAUACUGCUGCAGUAAGCAUAAACUGUCUACGAUACUUCUAGCGAAUGUUGCGAGCCUUGCUUGUUUUGGGACGUUAACAUUUUAAUUCAAAGCAAUAUUGAAGUUUUUUGUGUAUUUUAACUCUAUGUAUUAAAUAUGAUUGGAUUACCUUUAUGGAAUACAAUAAAAUAAGAAUGAACUUAGUAGCGCAAUAAACAUGUUGUACUCCCUAUCUCCUAAUAACGGCCACCUCUCCAGAACGGCCACUUUCUUCUGUCCCUAAGGUGGCCGCUGUCGAGAGGUUCGACUGUAUUAUGUAAUCUGCGACCUUUUCUUGCACUUCAAAAGAUCUGGUCGAUGUUGCGACUGAACCGUUUUUACUGCCUUAUUUUUUGAGCUUUCUAUCGCUAGUGCGUCGAGCACCUGAUUAUGCAAAUUUAUAUAAAUCUAUGCAAACUGAUGCUUCUAAUUGUGGUAUUUUUAUUUAUUUUUUUUUUUUUCAGUUGACUCCAGCACCCGCUCAGCAGAAGACGGACAGCAAGGGUCAAGCAACGUUUGGUCAACCUACUGUGAGCGCAACCAAGUAGGUGGAAUAUGAACAUAAGUCUUCUUGUGCCCGUGUUCCUGCCUCUUACUUGAUAGCUCUUACCUCAGCCCUUAAUGAACGUUAGAGUCAAAGAGAAGCUUUCUUUACUUUGUACACCAUUUCUUAGUUCUGCUACUCGGCAGUUUUAAUUCCUUCUUAACGGCGCCUCUAUUAGUGGGACCCCUAGAGUUGGUCCCUGCCUUUCCUUAGUCAUUUUAUUUGACUUCCUAUAAGAUAGAGACCUUCCUAAAACAGACACCUAGAGUUGGUCCCUGCCAUUCUUUAUUCAUUUUUUUGGACCCUCUUUAAAACGCACACCUCCCUAAAACGGACACCAAGCGUCGGUUUCUGCCAUUCUUUAGUCGUUUUCUUUGACUCUCUAUAAGAUGGACACCUCCCUAAAACACUUAGAGUUUGUCCCUGUCGUUCUUCAUUCAUUUUCUUUGAUUCUGUAGAAGACGGACACCUAGAGUUGGUCCCUGCAAUUCUUUAGUCGUUUUCUUUGAUUCUGUUUAAGACGGACACCUCCUUAAAAUGGACACCUAGAGUCGUUUGCUACCAUUCUUCGUUCAUUUCCGUUGACUCUAUAAGACGAACACCUCCCUAAAAAGGACACUAAAUGCCGGCAUACACUUUGUGCCGAUCAAAAAGAUAUCCGUCGACUUUAAGAGCCCCAACCUUGGCAUUUCCUAGGAAACAACCUCUUCCUCGGUCAUAAUUUAAGUCUGUAAAAUAACUCGCGGAAACGUGUCUUUGAAAAUCAGGGGAAUGUAUGGAAUAAGAAUCAAAGCCCUGCUUGGAAGAACUGCAUUGGAUGCGCCUACGAUAAGCGUGAGGUAAGUUCUGUGAAGCAGGUUAACACACAUUUCACAAUCACUCACGGAUUUGGUCGAGAGCUCUGAUUUGUGAGAGUUUAGACCUCCGAAAUGGCGUCAAAAUGUUUAAAACUUUAGUGGAACUGCGAGUUGCACUCCAGUUGUUUCAUUGCAGCGUAUCAAAGAUGUUCACGUUAUCUCUGUGGUCUGUAAGAGUAAAGUCAAUGGAAAAUUGUUGUUUAUUUGCCAAAAUAUUCAAUAUUUUGUAUCAAUAGAGAUGUUGAACGUGGCAUUUAAAGCAAAAGGAAACGGUAGAGAUCAAAUCGGCUAUUGAAUUCGCUUUUGCCAUUUUCGGUGAAUAUGUUGCAUACGUUAGCGCUAGCGUUGGAAGAAGUCGGACGCGUCAAAGCUACUUGCGAUCGCUUUCCUCAAGUUGGUGCUUUUAAUACUGUAAUUUCCUGUGGUACCUGCCCGCUUUUUCUAGCUGUAGCUAUUUGCGGGUAGUUACAUCUGCACUGUCAUAUUCUAAUGAUAAAGUUGUCGUUGUUGUUGUAUGUUUUGCAUUUCAGAGUGGAGCCUGACCCAUCAAAGGCUGUAAAUCUUAACGUCACGUUUGAUUCUAAUGCGCCGUGUGUCGUUGGAGAGUUGUUACCAAGUAAGUGAGACUAUUAGAUUGACAGUAGUCUGGUAGGAUUGUUGCGCAGGCAAGUGUAUCCCAAGCAAGCAAACGGGUUUCCAGUUUUGCCGUCAAAACUUGCGCUUUCCAUAGGCUGGAUUUCCGCCGCUAUCUCGGGUCCGGUCGAGGUCGCAAGCUCAUUAGGGAGCUUAAGCAACGACGACGGCGACGUCGACGAGAACGGCAUAAAACAAUAAGGUUUAGAUCGGCAAAACAACAACCUUGUGCGUGCAUCACCUUUUUUUUUUUACGUCGUUGCACGAGUACGACAAACUUCCCCUUUUUUUUUUUUUUCGUGAACUCAGAAUUCAACUCCUGAAAAAUUAGCCAUCAUUUGACAAAUUAAAUAGUUGGGAUAAGAGCAAUGAAGUUUGAAACAGCGCGAAUUCACUUUUUGGGUGACGUUUUCUCCAUCGUUGCCGUCGUCGUUGCUUAAGCUCCCUAGUUACCGAACAGCGACUGAUAAUCGAGUCUAGACUACGAGUAGUCCCCAUUUUUCCUCAGGGAUAGUAGAGCGAGCGAAACGCGAGCGCGCGUGAAAAUCACCUCACGCGAGAAAGGCGAGACGGGGCUACUGACGGGUUAAGACUGCAUUGCAGGUCAAAUACUUUGUCUAGUGAUUCUGCAUUUUAACCAUUUAAUCCCCAAGAGUGACCAAGAUCCAUUUUGUCCUAACAAUAUCAACACAUAAUCAAGAGAAACGGUUAUGAGAAUUUAUAUAAUGAUCAACUAAGGGAAAAUGCUUUGAUUUUUUCUCCACUUUCAGCAGCAUCUGACUGAUAUUAGCUAUAGGGAAUUCUCAGCCAAAACGGAAAGUGAUUUGCAAGGACUUGUUCGAUUAGCACCCUCUGGGAUUUCAGACCUACAGGGUGGCAAUUCUCCCAACUAAGUCUUAAGGGAAAUGUAUAGAGAUCAGUCUGGAGAAUUUGUGGGUGGAUAUCGAGGUUUAAUACAAUUGGCUAUGUCUUUCUAAGCAUUGCGCUCAGCAUUGUGUGACCAAAUUCCAGGUGUUUGGAGAUCUAUAGGAUUUUACUUUAACCUGAAUCUGAGUUCUACCAUACAAAUUCAACUUUAAAGCAGUUUGGCCACGUAAGGACAUUGAUAUAUUGAACACUUUUACCUGAAAAUUUGAUUGACUCAUUCCUUGGGUGGGUGUUAGCAUAACAGGUUCAGGUUGGGGAUGUUUUGUCCCCAAACAAACCUACUGUCCUGCGUUUCAGCUGUUUCGGCCCAUGUCGUUGGAGAGGACGAGGCUGUAAUGAAAGCAGCAAGUGCUAAGGACAUAGUGUUGAAGAUAUGGCACUCUAAGGACGGUCCAGUAUCAGACAAGCCGCCAGCCAGGGUAUGUUAUAAUAGCCUGUUUUCUUUCACAUCACAUAGUAACUGGGUUUCACAAUACAUACACUGUAAGUGUCAAUAUUCUUAGGCACUAACUAGCCGAGAGCCGUUUUCCAGGGCUGUCACCAAGAUUUCAAGUUGACGUUAUAUGCAAUCAGUAGGCGGGAAAUUGAACUUCAAGGAAAUCGUUAUGUCCUAGUUUCCUUUUGUUUCUUAUGAAAGUAGAUGGGCAGUGCCUGAUCCAGACCUUGAGAUGAGGGGGGGGGGGGGGGGCGGUCAUCCAGACCCUUAGAUAAGAGGGGGGGGGUGGUCUCCCAAAAAAAUUUCUUCGGCCCUUCUGGCUUCAGUUUGGUCCAAAAAAUAAUGGAGGGGGGGUCGGGCCCCCGGGUCCCUCCCAUGGAUCCACCCCUGCUGGGAAUCAUGUUCCUACUAUCCGGAGGAAAUCCCCAGCCCUUUCCUCUUAGUGACAGCAUAUUCACAGCAGAAGGGCUUGGUUACUAUUCAGAAGUGGUAAAAUGACUGGCCUAUUGUUGAUAACUUAAACUGUUAUCGUACUGAAGUCACAACGGUGUAGCAUAAUGCCGCUGUUAACUGAAACUAGCAAGGCUUAACAUUUUACUUUUAUUGUAAUUUUGUUAAGGCCACAACGUUGUACCCAUCAAAGCGGAAGUUAACGGAUAAAGAUGGAGAAUUCUAUUUCAGGUAAUAAUAAUAAGAAGAAUACGAAUAAAUAUGAUAAUAUAAUAUGUAUAUUGCGCAUAUACAAUGGAAUGCGCAUUACAAACGGUGAAAUAAAAAUAAGUCGAUUAAAAGCUAUCUUAAAAAAGUACGUUUUGAGGGCUGUCUUAAAAGAUGUAAGGCUCUGAAUGUUUCUUAUCUACGCCGAAAGACUGUUUCACAGUUUGGGAGCUGCCGACUGAAAGGCUCGGUCGCCAAGUCAGUUGGUAGACACAGUGCGUUGACCGGUACCAACAAAGUCGCAUUCUUGGACCUAAGGGUGCUUUCCAUUUGUCAGAACUGACCGGCCAGACCAUUCCCGUCGUAAUGACAAUUUCACUUUUAAUAAAAAAUAUCCAGCUAGAUAUAGUUUGCACGAAGGAGAUGGUUUUUCAGCAAAAACUCUUGGAAAAAGCUUAUUGCUUUGUCAAAAUGACUGGUCUGGCCAUGGUCCAGCCGGUCGGUUCUGACUUUUGGAAUGCGCCCUAAGAUUAUUUAUAUCUUGACUGGGCAGCGACCGCAAUAAUAUCACUGAAGUAUGGUUGAUUGAGUAGUUUUCAACGCAAGCAAUGCAAAUUUUUUCGUGAAUUCUCUUGUAACCAUAUAUUGUAAACUGCACUCACUAGGGACCUCAAAGUACCAGAUAUGUCAGGUGGCUAUUGUAUGGUAGUACAGUUUGGAUCUGCAGGAGCAGCCACACUCUCUAGUAAACCGGUGAGAGCAUUGUUUGUUUUACGUGGAGUCUUCAUUACUAGUUACUUCUUGCACAAACCCUUAUUCUAUUAGUAAUAACAUUACUUUGAAGAGAACUUGAAUUUUUAUUUGUAAAUUUCUAUUUGUUGUCUGCAACGUUAGGAAGAGCUACCUUCAGCGAAACACACCGAAUACCACCUUGUGGUCUUUUUUUGUCUGCAACGUAAGGAAGAGCUAACUUGAGCACAACACACCAAAUACCAAUCUGGCAUCAGCUUACGACAGUCGUUUCCGAUUAGUACAGUAGCUCUUCCAGACCUCUAUUUUGAUUGGCCCUAAUAAUCAGUAGCUUCUUUUGUUUUAGAGCUAGGGGUAUUGUUUGUUGUUGAAUCAUCUGUUGUUUCGUUCUGCAAUCACAGACCAUGUCUGAAAAGCUACUGACCUUCUUCCUUCCAUUGCACCUUAAACCUGUUCACUUACGAAGAAGCACUUCCGUUUAGCGGCAUAUUUUACAGAAGAUUCAUUUCAUUUUUGUACAGGUUAAUCAGUUUUAUUACCUGUAAAAGAAUAUGUGGAGGAGAGUUGUGUUUAGAAAUGCAUACUACCCAGCGUUCGAAGAGUUCGUUGGCCUCGUCAGCUAAAUACCUUCCCAAUUCUUAAUGAUAGUGAGAGCCAACUAUGUUCGUUAACAUAGAGUUUCACUUACUAUCUCUUGCAGAUCACAUUCACAGCAAAGGCUGGUCUCCCUGUGAAGCUUGAACCGGAGACGAUGCCUGCGACUUCUACUGUUUCCAACACUCAAAGGACCAACAGCCGAACCCUGGUGAAGACACUCAAGUUACAACUUAAGGUACUAAUAUUUACUGUUUUUGGUUGUGUUCUCUCCUCAUUGUAAUGCAAAAAUGGUCCUACAUCUUCUGUUACCAGUUACCAGUUCUUUGCGACGUCGUGCGUAUAAUUGUAGGCCAGCGUUGGUGAGCAUUAACUCUGUAGAGAAAUUGGUUUGUGUAAACUUUGGGAAAAGAGUUGCAGAGUUGGUUGCCUGCAAAGAUUUCGUCCGUAAUUAACUAGUCAUGAUUUUAGCAGCACUGCUACUUUGAAGAUGAGUAGCAAAUCGCUGAAAAUGAGCAAAAGAAAAGAAAAAAAUGAACAACAAAAAGAUGAGUCCAUUGACGGCGUCAGUGAAGCGUAUCACGAAGGCGAUGACGAUUAUGUCACCAAGAAGGACGUUUACGAAGUGAUGAAAGUGCAAGAGUCGAUGUCUCGUAAUUUGUUUGAAUCCAUGUUGACCAGUGUUAACAAUAGAAGUGAUGGUGUGAUCAAAGACCUGACAGAAUUGAAAUCAAGUAUUCGUAUCACCAUAAUCUUCUGUCUAGUAGCUUUCGCAACCUCUUUUUAAGUAAUAGUCAGGUUCACCAUUAUGAAACUCAACUAGCCUUUCAGCAUAGACCUCAUUUCUGUAGAACUAAUAUCAAGCAGUUCGGUAUCCUUUAUCGAGGACCAACAAUCUGGAAUUCGUUGCCAAUUUCACUAACCAGCUCCUCUUCCAUAUUUCCAUAUAAGUUUUUUGUUGGUUAGUUAGUUAGUUUGCUUGUUUAUGUUUUGGAUUUAACAUAACGAACGUAGGGCAUUUUUCUCUUUUCUGACCUGAAACCAACUAAUGUUGCAGCUCUCGUUAGUUGCUGAUCUCUAAACAACGUUAAAAAGCCCUCAGCAUGCAUAAUUAAAGGUCCAUUUCAAUAUUCAAGAUUGCUUGAUACACAUUUGUUGAAGAACAGCUCAAACAUUUGUUGGUCAGCAAAGUGGCCUUAGGCAGCCUUGAGACAAGAUUGCUCACUCUGCUGUUUGUUUUAGGACAAAUUUGAUAACCUGACUGGUGAGAAUCUAAAAGGAAAGGUGGUUGUCAAGGUAACGACACCAUCAGAAGGCAUUGACGAGAUCCCUGCUCUUAAUGGAAAUGUGUACUCCUUGGAAGUACCCCUGGUCAAGGGCGUGGCCACAGUACAGAACCUCCUUAUUCAAGAGAACACUGCAGGCAAAGACGGACAGGAAUACCUGCUGAACUUUCACACUCAGAUUCCUCCUAAUUCUUCGCCUCAUCCUAUUCCCGUGUUUACAUUGGCAUUCUUGUUUUACAAUGGCAAGUACUCUUCAGUUUCAUGUAGUGCUGACUUUCUUCUUCAUGAUUAAGGGCCUGUUUACAUUGAGGCGGGGGACCCCAGGUAGGUGAGGUAACCUGCUUAGGUGGGGUAACCCGCCUGUCCAUAUAAUCUCUCAUUUUAAUUUGAUCACGUUUACAUGAUAAGUGGGGUGACCCGCCGCAUGUUACCUCACCUAUCUGGGAUCUCCCACCUCCAUGUAAACAGGCCUUAACUUAAAGGAUAUCCGAUAAUGUGCUUGUUCGUUGUGUGACUUUUUUUGUUUUAAAAUAGCAAAUACACUGCGGUUUUCUGUGGUGCUAAUUUUCCCAUCCCUUAUAAAUAUUAACAUAAAAUAACAAGUGCCCGUUCUUUCUGCGCAGGCUUGUCACUAAGAUUUCAAGUUACCGGGUAAAUACAACAAGUAGGCGGGAAAUCAAACAGCUAGGGAUUUCGUUUGGUUCUAUUUUUCUUCUCUUUUCCAAUGAAAGUAGCUGGGGGCCACAUUCAUAGCAGCUGGGGGAAAUCCCCGGCCCCUGGCUCUUAGUGGCAGCCCAGCUGCGACCUGGUUUUGUUUACAGUGGCAGGUACACUUCGGUUUCCUGUAAAAAAAAAAAAAAACUAUUAAAUUCCUAUUUCCCUCUUCUUGAUUAACUUUAAAAAAAACUUCUUUUUUUUUGUUCAACCUUUUGUUUUAGAAUGGCAAGUACACUUCGGUUCUUAUAAAGAAGUGUCUAAUUUCCACUCAUUGAUUAACGUAUCUGCUUAUUCGUCGUUUGACCUCUCUAAAUCACUUCCUUUUACUUGCUUUCCACCUUGUUAGGUAUUUUGUUAACUAACACAACAUAUUUCAUAAACAGUACUAUACUUUUUUGCUUUUAGAUGUGAGGAAACAGCAACAGAUGGCUCAGCUGACAAAAGAAAGAGAUCACUUAUUUGAGACGAUACGCACCUACCGGCUUCUUUUUGAAACUACGCGACAACUCAUUAACGAGAUGCAAGGUUGGUGGCUUAUUUUUGGUUCUUUGCAGUCGACCACAUCAACAUUCGCCCACAGAGGGAGUGAGACGCAAUAAUUUUGUCUUAUCCUUAAAGUCUCGAGAGUAACUAACAUCAAUUUUCUCCUAACAAUAUCCAUGCAUAAUCAAAAGAAAAGGUUAUGAGAAAUAAUAAAAUGAUCAUCAAAAUGAAAAUGCUUUGAUUUUUAUCAAAUUCUCUCAACUAAUGCUGUAAGGAAAUAUAUGGAGAUCUGUAGAGAGAAUUCUUAUGUGGAUAUUGGGACUUAAAAGAUUACUCAUUAAGUCAAUGUUCCUCCAUAAAAAGAUUCAAAAGCUGACGCAUUAAGUGCUAGCCCGUCAUCAGAGCGAAUUGAAACUUGAUAACACCAGCAUUUUUAAAGAUUUGAACAACCAAUUUUAUAAUUGAACCAUAACCUUUAUUUUUGUACAUUACAGUGUCAGUGCAUGAAGCUUCUUUACAAGAACAGAAGCUGAGAGGAGAACUCAGAAAACAAAACAUCCCUGCAAGCAGCUUAGCAUCGGUAAGGAGUAAUCCUGGUACAGGAUCGAGCCACCCUAAGGGAGUAGUUAGAGUACCAAGCUCAAGUCCAGAGGUCGCUGGUUUCGGUUUAACCAGAGGUCCCCUCUUUUCCACAGAGGCCUAGCGGAGAGUAGAACACAGGGGAGAAAACGUACGUGGUGUAUGCUGGGAAGCGGAAGAGAGGAAGCGAGGUUUCCGCCAUUUUUCUUUCCUUCGUUCCCACGACAGCACUUUCGAGUUAUAAAAGAAGUUAUGUUCUUGUCGUCGGAGCUUCUGUUAGGGAAAUAUGAGGUGCAUAUGUAGCCACACGGCACUGGCUGGUUUUGAUUAAAGUUGGAUCUGAGUUCAACUCCUUGGCCAUGCCUGUUGGUGCCUCUGAAGCUUUUACGUUUACUUUCGUUUUCUUAUUUAGACGAAGUGCUAGAAAGUUGUGGAUGAUGCCUCAUUUUGUUACCGUGCAUACGUCACACGUUUUGCAUAUUACCGGAAGGUCUCAUUUUGUAAAAAUCAAUUCGCACCAUAGAUUAGUAUUGUUAAAUAUCCGUUUCAUUUGAAUGGUCACAUCAUAGCUCUGGGAGUGAAAGAGUCAAUCACUAGAGAGCUUUAGAUUUGAGGAGGAGAACGAGUAUGAGUAUGAGAUUUAACAUAAAGUUUCAGAAUCCAAGCCCUCUACUGCUUGUUUGUUUGUUCUUAGCCAUCAGCUGUGACUACAUUGAUAGAUGAAAUGUCAAAAAGAGAUCAGAUCGCUAUUACUCCUCGCCGACAGUGUCUACUUCACCCUGGACCCCGUGGAGACUCUGGUAUUCUGGGAAAGGUUUGUUCAGUUUACUUUUCGAUGAGUUCACACUAUGCUUUAGUCUGACAAUUUUUUUUUUCCUUUUUCUAAAGCCAUAGCAAAGAGUGAUUUAUAAUAACCGUUAUGCAUGUUUACGUCAGACGAGUAUAUUUCACCACCCAGCCUCGUUUUGAAGUUGAAAAGUUGCCAAGUUGUGCAUAAAUGAAUUCCCAGGGCAGAAAAGUUGAAAAGAAUAUUCACGCCCAAAGGGUGCAAAUGCAAACAGUUUUGUUUACAAACGAGGUUUGGUGAAAUUUGCUCGACUGACGUAAUUAUGCAACUUCAAAUCUUAGUGACAGCCCUGACCUCGGUAAUGAAGACACUUGGCUCUACCUCGUCGGUAUACUUUUGUUGCGUGUUAGCGCUAACGCUGUUCUCUGUUCCCCCUGCAGGUAGCUCAUUUAGCUCAAGUGGUAGAUGACGACGUUGCGCGAGUACUGUCGUGGCACAUGGCAUCCGAUAUGGACUGUGUCGUUACUCUCACGACAGAAAAGGUUCGUCCUUAGACUUUCAAAAAAGUCCUUUUUCCGAUUUAAUAUGGCGCGGGACGAAGUUCGACCUCUCGCGACUUCGUCGUACGCUUGGUCGCUUGCUAAGACACUCGUGCUGUCGACUUCUAGCAAGUCUACUUCGUUCCCUAAACCUCGUGUUUUGCCUGCUGUGCUUUUCGCUCAUCAUAAACUCUCUCCCCUUUUGGGUAGCUAGUAUGUACGUAAGUUAUGCUGUUCCGCUCUAUCCUAUUCUACUGGACCUGUCGUUUUGUGCUCUGUAGGGUGUAUUUUUAUUGCUGACAAGCGUUUGCGAGGUAGCAAUACUAUUGUUUGUGUAGCGAAAAAAUUCAAUUUUGUAGUAUUCUUUGUGUAGCGGCAAAUUCAAUUUGUGUCGAAUGUAAGAUCACCCGCAAACACACUUGGUCAUGACUAUCUUAGAGGUCUUCUUAUAUGACGUAGUAUAUCCGCACAGCGCUCGAUUGAAUGUUCAAGUUCCUGACAAACGGACAAUCUUGCCUGUUUAAACUGUCGAAUUCUUUUUCUUUUCCUCCGGUAUUAAUAAAAUCAAUCGAGUUAAAGGCUUCCGUGUUACCUCAGGAAUGAACCGUAACUUAAGUAUUUGCCUUACUGGUCGAAAGCACACUGAUUUCAUGAGCGAAUGUUUUACAUCAACGGGCAAAGUCAACGACUAAUAUUUUGGCACAAAACUGUAAAUUCCUCUGCUGCUUAUUUCCUGGUAAUAAUUAUUACUGUCUCACUUCCAUGACCUCCACACAAGUCCUUUUGUAGCUCUCUAAAAUAACCAGUAACAUUUAACUAGUUUUUUGUCACUUUUUGAAUAACACGGGUGACUGUUUAUUUUCAGGCAAAACAAGUGUAUCGCGACUCUAAUGGCCAGCAACAAGUGCUACCCUUGGAUUCUAUCUUCAGACGUAGUUUACCAGAAUGGAAUAGGUACAGACCAAAUUAACCCAGUUAUUAUAGACGCUGUGUCUCUCAGGAGUUUUCAAACCCAAACCUGCUUAACAAUUUUACACCAUAAAUCCUCCAUUAAGACCCCCCUCUCAAAUGAGCCCCCUCUCACUAAUAGGCCUCUCCUUUUCAGAGAAAGAAAGUUAAUAAGCCCCCUUCUCUUUAAGCCUCCAUCCCCCCCCUCCGCUUAUUAUUCUUCAUUAUUUUAAUGAUAGACUGUAUUAAUCAGUCACGACAGUAAAACAUCGUGUGGACUGAUCCAGGACGGUUUAUUUACCAACUAGAAGUUCGGAAUUGUUAUUGAUUUUCGGCUGCAUGACUCCAACGUCUUGUACUGGAACUUUUCCUCUUUAUAUUCUAGUUCUUUAUGGUGAACUGAUACCAUCGUUUCUUCUAAAUUAGAUAACCCCCCCUCUCUCUAACCCCUCCCCCACCUCAAAUGGGCUUGAAAUAAAUAAGCCCCCAAGGGGCUUUAAUUGAGGAUUUACGGUAAGUUGGUUUUUUAACCCAAAGAAAAUUCAGGGAGUGCUCAGGUAGUGCCGAUCAAGUUUAUAAAAUUUCCUGUCAGGUUUUAUGAGUUACUCUACUAUAUUAAAAUGUACUAUACUAUUAUCUGCAGGUUUAACCUGGCUUACACUCUCAUUCAUUCGCGUAGUCAGUUGUGAUGUCAUAUAAUGGUGAUCUAUCUUUUGAAUCUGUAGGCGAAUUCAUAUAGAACCCUCUAUUUCGGUAGGACCCUAUGCGUGAUUUUUCUUUCCUGAAUUUGUGAAAAUUAGACUAUUAACCCCCAGUGCAUUAGAAAAAGUUAGCAAUGCUUGCAGACAUGUCAGCAGUGGCCUGUGAAUAUGCUAGUGAGCACGCUCAAGAAUUUUCCAGUGGCCUCAGAGUUUUAAGCCUGUAGCGUAGCUUAGCAAUGAGUAGCCAUUAAUACUGACUGUUAAUUUUAGAGCUCUUCCACAUAUACGAGGUCAGGGCAGUUACAAUCCGUCUGGUAACCCUGUGUACGCAAGAGAUAUGUUGAUGUUUCCAACAGAGGCGGAAAAUUGCAAGCUAGGUAAUACGAAUGUGUAUGCAAGAGUACUUAUUGUAGGGCCUGUGCGACAAUAGACCAUUAGAUAAUCAUUAGCCUGCUCUAUGUUCUCUAGUUUAAAAACAACUGUUGGGCCAACGCUCGAGAGGCGCCGGCGGAAUCUCAUGCGCGAGUGGCAAGCAGAUUGGCUCAUUCGAUAAGUUCUUGAAUGGAGAACUUCUCUAAGGCCAAGGUAAUUUGCUUGAAAGAAGACAGUGCUAAGGGGCGUUGAAUAGAAAUGAAUUUUCUGUUUAGGAAGGUGAACGUUUCGCUUACCCGUUGUCAAAGAGAUACCCAUUGGUGGAGGUCCGUGAUUAGUUGCAACAAGCUAGCGUAAACGGCAAGAAUCAGUUACAUGCUCCCCCCUCCCCCAAAUUAGCCGGACGACAGUUUCUCCAAACAGGCAGCUAAACAUUUGCUAGUAUAGGGUACAAAUACGUUAAACCCGGGAAACAGUCCCCCUUAAUGCACAACAUCCACUUCCCCUUUGUUGACAGUUCCAGUGAUUCCACGCUCAGAGGUAGAAAUAACUUUGUCAAGAUACAUUGUUAUGGGUUUAGGUUACCACUCCUAUGUUCCGUGAACAUCUAUCAAUGCUUGUUGGGUAUCAGAGGUCUUUUUUUUCCCUCGUGUGCGGCGGGGUGCUUCGAUGUCGGUAACAGACCCAAGCCGCGAGUCACUGUCACCAGAAAUUGCGCAAGAAACGUCUCUGCUGUCCGGGGUAUACAAAGUUCUUCGUGACUUUCAAAAAUUUCCCUCAAACUCAAUAAUAAAUAAAUGUAUCGAGAAAACAAACAAAUUCGCUACCAUGAAUUGCGACACCUAAAUCAAACACUCGAAAGAGUUUUUCAUCUGCAAUCCAAAUAACCUUGACGUCACUAUGCCUCAUAUUUUUCAACUCACUUCUCGUUUUCUGCCCUAGGGGGUACUCCCUAUAAUGGCCUAUACGGAGAGACUCCGCCCGAAAGGGGUACCUUUUUCAGACUUCAGGUAUAUGGAAGGGUUGGGAUUUUACCAGUUGAAUUAUAUGAAAGUGGUGGGAAAUCUGUCAUUUGGGCCUGUGAAUGGGCUCAAAGGGCUGAGCAGAUGAAUUUCAGUGUUAUGGCUUUAUAAAGUCGGGAAAACGUUCUAUUUUUGUGAUUGAUUCCUACUUAAAGGACAAUGCAUUUGCAGCAGUUAAAAAGGGGUACCUUUUUCGUGAAAAAUGGUAUAUAAAAGGGUAAGGGGUUGGACCUCGGGGCGUAGCCUCCCCGUAUAAAAAUUUGUUGAGUACGCUCCCGGGAUUUUCUGCAUGUUUUUUGAAACUUUCCUCGGGUUUGAUUCAUUGCUUGUCUCAUUGCAGUGUUCGGUAUGUUACUGGGUGAUACACUGAUCCUAGAUGACCUGGACUGUGCAAAUAAAUACAGACAACAGGUGAGUAUACUUGUUGAUGAUGCAUUUCAAGGUGAUGUUACAUCGGACGAUUCGCAGCAACGAUUUUUAGCGCCAGACAGCGUUGCAACAUUGUUGUGACAUUGAUUCAAAUGGUUGCAACCUUGUUCCAACAUUGCCGGCAAUGCUGUGCCACGGCUGGCUAUUUCAUGUUGUUAAUAUUGCCAAUUAAGCUUCCUUGUGCGCAAUGAAACUAAACGUAAGGGGAAAAAUUUUCUUGUAAACGACAAAAUCACAGCUUCUCGUCAAAUAAAUGUCUCUCAAGCAUUCUAUGAAACGUUAAAUACGAGCAAAAUGAACUUUGGAAACUGUUAGGCUAACAAGUUUUCAAAAGUCGGUAAUUGCAAUCCGUUUUAGUCUUCCUCAGCUGAGUUUGUCCGCCCCUGCCUCUUUUUGUAUUUGCUGUGCCAUUAAUGCUUUGUUUAAAUGUUUUGAGCGGUUACGGUAUUUUUAUGUUUCACUCAAUUUGGUGGCGGUUUCUACUGUUAGAAUUUUGAUACGUAAUUCAUGACUCAGCUCCUUUAACAUCAAUGUACUAGUGACGACGUGACAUUUUUACAUUUAGCCUGUGUAGCUGGCGGGAUUGUUAUGCCCUAUUCAAAACGGGAGAGGCUCGGAGAGGGUUGAAUCCACACCAGGCUCCAGGCUACCGUCCAGUGGAUAACUCAAUUGGUUUCCCUUAUACCUAUUCGCUAGACAGAGAUUUAUUUAUCCAGUAGAUAGCGCUGUCCAACGUUUGAACGACGAUGGGGCGGGUUUUUCGAGCCUUUAAGCUAAUUGCAAAAUUACAGACAUAGCUGUGGCUUUGAGAUAAAGCCACUAACAGACGACUGCAAUGCAAUAAAGAAAACUAUUGAUUUACGCCUGACUAUAGUGAACUUAACCAAGGACGUUUUAGAGCGACACGCACCAACCAGAAGUGGCUGUUUUGCAUCAUUGGUCAGCAGUUUUUUCCCAAAUUAAAUUUCUGGCAAUUCGUCUCAGUAAGAGUAAAGAUACCGUAUUUAUUCGAUUAACCUGCCCUGGGCGCUUAUUAAAUUUUCACCAUUUUCAGCAAGUCAAGUAUGUUUAUUUUGCAACAAACAAUAAAUGGUAAUAACAAAACGCGAAGAUGUAACAAAGUAAGGUCUCUGUAAAAUGCUCUGAAGAAAACUUCGUCUUCGGGGAAGUCUCUUAUUAGUACUUAUUCAAUUUCAAUUUCAAUCUCAUUGUCACUCAAGUCAAUAAGUGAAAUCUCUGGUGCUGCCUCCUCGAUGUCCGACAUCGGGGAGUGGGGUGGGGUUGGGCGCUUAUUCGAGGUGGGCGCUAAUUUGAGGUUGGGCGCUUAUUCGAAUAAAUACGUACUUAACAAGGCACAUUUGUUAGCGUCAAGGUAAUGAGAAAAGGCUUCACUUCCGGUUGACGUGUUACGUCCAGAAAUGUCUUUGCUUAACCUCCCUUGUGUAUUGUUAUGAUGUAGGUUGUAAAGCACACUCAUUGUCCUACGAUUCUUACAAGAGGAGGAGAUCGCAUCAGAAGUAACGGUAAGUUAUUUAGCCCAUUAACCUUUAAGUGACUAGUGUUUAAGAUUUCUCCUUAUUCUUACACUGUUCAGUCAAACAUAAAUAUCGAUAACAUGCUGAGCUGGCAGGUCGCGCAAUAUCACGUGAUCAUGGAAUGACGCAAUGGUGAGGUAGAAUUUCUCCUUAUUCUUACACUGUUCAGUCAAACAUAAAUACCGUGAGAAAAAGCACAUGAUCAGCAAAGUGAAAAAGGUCUUGAUUACGCAGGAUAUGCGUGGAGAACGUUGUGGAGAAUGUUUGUAUUAAUUUUAGGGUUUAAAGGGUCGCACCAAUCCCCGUGAUACUGUUUCUUCUAGUGAGAAUUUUAAUCUCGAUUGUUUUGCUCUCUUGCAAAGGUAAAUUCGGCGGACUGCAGAACAAAGCUCCUCCUCUUGAGAGAAUGCGCGGCGCAGUGUUCGCUGCGCCUCUUCCGCUGACAUUCCAUUCACUGACAACGCAGAUUGGUGAGUGACAACUAAAGCUCUUCUCAUUUUUCACCGCCAAUGUAUAACUCCAACAUUGCUGCUAAUGUUUUUCUUUAUUCGUUAUGUUGUCAGAACAACUACAAGCUUUUAAACAAGCCGUUAUCAAACACACACAAGCCAAGGAAGAACUUUCGGUAAGCUUAAAGAAGCGCAUCGCAUUGGUUUUUUUUUUCCUUUCGUACACAAAUCCACCCUGCUGUCAGUCUUCUUUUCUUGAGAGCGGAUGAGAAGGGGAAGUUCUGCGUGAAUCGCGUCGAGUCUUGUUUUAACCCUUUAAGUCCCAAAAGUGACCAACGUCAUUUUUCUCCUAACAAUAUCCGUAUAUUGUCAUAAGAUGAGGUUAUGAGAAUUAAUAAAAUGAUUGCCAAAGAAAAAUGCCUUGAUCAUUUAUUGAAUUCUCUCAACUUACUCUUAAAGGAAAUGUAUGGAGAUCACUUUGGAGAAUUUGUAUGUGUAUAUUAAUUGGGGCUUAGAGGGUUAAGGCCGCUUUCCUUCUUAUCGUAUAAGUGAGCGCGACCCCAUAACUUAAAGAUUUGAAUCCGCUUUCACUACUUUUCUGUUCAGCUCGCCAGUUUAUUUUCAAAACAAAUCGUUGGUAACGGUUAGCUGAUUUACGAAUUUGAUCUUGGAGCAUUUGAAGGGAACACUUUCUCUAUCUCCUUUCUCUAACAGCUGCAGCUACAGCACGGACAAACGGAGGAGAUGAAAAUUAAACACCGGGAAUGCAGAGAGGCUGAAACCCAGUUACGCAUGAUUGAGGAGCGUUUGGGCAUGACUCCGACCCAGUACAAUAUGCCUCCCAGUCCGGCCACUAUGCUGCUGACAGAAAUCAACACUCCACCUACAAGAACAGCUACCUCGCGUCGCUCCAGCGCACGAGCUGCGGCUGCGGCUACCGCUUCUCCGACCUUAUCGACUCCGGUCGUAAAUGGUUCGAGCAACGCAUCGGGAAACACAACUUCUCCGCGAACGAGGCGAGGUGCUGCGAUCUCCCCUGAAGAUGUAAGAACCAGUAAACGAACGCGCCGAUGA
Messenger RNA from Porites lobata, 22432 nucleotides. The record is from the annotation of a GenBank genome assembly. Lineage: Eukaryota; Metazoa; Cnidaria; Anthozoa; Scleractinia; Poritidae.